GUGUAACGUAGAGUUCAGUUUAUGCAAAGCGAUUACCUGCAGAUGGGUGGCAACGUGCUGGUGAGUUCUCAGGCGAGGACUAUCUGUGCCUUCCCAUCAGCAAAUUUCACACACCACACCUCCCUGGCAGCUGGGCAGCUUUCAUACAUGCAAGGCAAUCAAGCCAUUGUCUCUCACAUUCUUCAUGUCACUGCAAGGGAUGCAUCUUAUUAUGACAUUUAGCCUAUUGUACUGUCUGUACUGUCUGACUCACCCAGACUAUUAUAGGCCUGCCCUUUUCACACUAUCGUGUCGAACCCAACCGUACAAUGCUGACUUGUAGUAACCAUAGCAACUUUGGUAGAUGUGUAAUCAGUCCAGCGCAGCACAAAAGAGUCAGAGUGAUCCACACUGAGAUCCCAACACAUCUCCCAGUGGUUUAAUUCCCAGCUUUUCUUCUUCAGAACGUUCAAGAUAAGCCUCUCGUACAUAGACAAGACGCUCUCUCAUGUUGACAUCGAUAACUGUCUGUGAGAAACAGGACUUGACAUCGAUAUCGCUCUGCUGCUGAAAUCGUAGUGAUAUUGUCUAGAUCCACUGCACCUGGCAAAUACUCUUCAAGAGUUAUCUGGGCAGAGUCAGACCAUGACACAGACCAUGACACGAUGAGCAUUAGCAAAACACACCAAAGAAUGUGCAAAGAAAGAUGAGGAAUCUGCAGCAUCAGCUCUAUUUUGUUGCAUAGAGAUUCUUAUUGGAGACAGACCAACAUUAGGAUUCAGGAAACAGACCAAGAAGAGGAGUCUCAGUGAGUUGCUCUACCCAGAGUACAGUAGCUAGAAUCGUGUUAAAAUACUAUUAAAAAUAAUUUAAAUAUUUGAUAUGUGUUUGAUUGACCCUCUGGUUUAAUGGACCAAUAAAAAGGGAAAAGUGAUACUUAGUCAGUUGCACAACUGAAUGCAAUCAACCGGAAUGUUUCUUCCUCAUUUAACCCAACCCCUCUGGAUCGGAGAUGUGCGGGGUUUGCUUUAAUCGACAUCAUCGGCGACCUGGGAGCAGUUGUUGUUGAUGGUUAACUGCCUUGAUCAAGGGCAGAACGGCAGAUUUUUCUAUCUUUUUGGCUCGAGGAUUCGAACCAGCGACCUUUCGGUUACUGGCCCAACACUCUUAACCACUAGGCUGCAAACCCCACCCAUCUGGCACAAAUGUUUUUUUUUAAACUAUAAAACAGAAAUAAAGAUUGUAAAAUAAUAUUUGAACCCAGGUCUGGAAGUAGCAAUAAUGAGGCUUUCCUGGUUCCCACCCAGUGGAGGCUCCUCAGAGGAGGAAGGGGAGGACCAUCCUCCUCAGUGAAUUUCAUAAAAAAUGACAAUUGUAAAACAUUUUAAAAGUUUGCCCUUUUAGAUAAAACCAUACUAAAUAUAUCACGUCACCAAAUAAUUGAUUAAAACACACUAUAGAAACUCACUAUCUACAGUAGCCUCAACAGCACCCUGUAGGGUAGCAACAUGGCGUAGCCGGAGGACAGCUAGCUUCCGUCCUUCUCUGGGUACAUUGACUUCAAUACAAAUCCUAGGAGGCUCAUGGUUCUCACUGUCACGCCCUGGUCGAAGUAUUUUGUGUUUAUCUUUAUGUAUUGGGUCAGGCCAGGGUGUGGCAUGGGGUUUUUGUAUUGUGGUGUGUUUUGUCUUGGGGUUUUGCAAAGUCUAUGGCUGUCUGGAGUGGUUCUCAAUCAGAGGCAGGUGUUUAUCGUUGUCUCUGAUUGGGAACCAUAUUUAGGCAGCCAUAUUCUUUGAGUUUGUCGUGGGUGAUUGUCCUUAGUGUCCUUGUUCCUGUCUGUGUUAGUUUUCACUAGUAUAGGCUGUUUCGGUUUUCGUUACGUUCUUUGUUUUGUAGUGUUUGUGUUUUAGAUUUGUGUUACGUUUUUGUUCAUUAAACAUGGAUCGCAAUCUACACGCUGCAGUUUGGUCCGACUCUCCUUCACCACACCUAGAAAACCGUUACAGAAUCACCCACCACAACCGGACCAAGCAGCUGUCAACAGGCAGGAGCCGCAGGAGAGGCAACAGAGGCAGCAGCAGCAGGAGCAGCAGCAACUACAGUGGGAGAAGCUGCACUACUUGGAGAAAUGGACUUGGGAGGAGAUUCUAGACGGGGAAAGGACCCUGGGAAAAGCCUGGAGAUUAUUGUCGCCCCAAAGCCGAGCUGGAGGCAGCAAAAGCAGAGAGGCGGCAUUAUGAGGAGCGAGCACGGCAGAGCGGAUGGAAGCCCGAGAGUCAGCCCCAAAAAUGUAUUGGGGGGAGGCUCACAGGGAGUAUGGCUGCCAGGUAGGAUAUCGGCGCAAACUCCCUGUGCUUACCGGGGGGCUAGAGAGACCGGGCAGGCACCGUGUUAUGCAGUGGUGCGCACGGUGUCCCCAGUGCGGGUGCAUAGCCCGGUGCGGUAUAUUCCAGCUCCUCGCAGUCUCGGCCGGGCUAGAGUGGGCAUCGAGCCAGGUAAGGUUGGGCAGGCUCGGUGCUCAAGAGCUCCAGUGCGCCUGCACAGUCCGGUCUAUCCAGUACCACCUCCACACCCCAGCCCUCCGGUAGCAGCUCCCCGCACCAAGCUUCCUGUGCGUGUCCUCGGUCCGGGACCACCAGUACCAGCACCACGCAUCAGGCCUACAGUGAGCCUCGCCUCUCCUGCCUGUUCAGCGCAGCUAGAGCUGUCAGCCUGCAUGAAGCAGCCAGAGCUGUCAGCCUGCAUGAAACAGCCAGAGCUGUCAGUCUGCAUGGAGCAGCCAGAGCUGUCAGUCUGCAUGGAGCAGCCAGAGCUGUCAGUCUGCAAGGAGCAGCCAGUCUGCAAGGAGCCGCCAGUCUGCAAGGAGCUGUCAGUCUACAUGGAGCAACCAGAGAUGUCAGUCUGCAUGGAGCAGCCAGAGAUGUCAGUCUGCAUGGAGCAGCCAGAGUUGUCAGUCUGCAUGAAGCAGCCAGAGAUGUCAGUCUGCAUGAAGCAGCCAGAGCUGUCAGUCUGCAAGGAGCUGUCAGUCUGCAAGGAGCUGCCAGUCUGCAAGGAGCUGUCAGUCUGCAAGGAGCUGCCAGUCUGUAAGAAGCCGCCAGAGCUGUCAGACCACAUGGAGCAGCCAGAGAUGUCAGUCUGCAUGGAUCAGCCAGAGAUGUCAGUCUGCAUGGAGCAGCCAGAGCUGUCAGUCUGCAUGAAGCAGCCAGAGCUGUCAGUCUGCAUGAAGCAGCCAGAACUGUCAGUCUGCAAGGAGCUGUCAGUCUGCAAGGAGCUGCCAGUCUGCAAGGAGCCUCCAGUCUGCAAGGAGCUGUCAGUCUACAUGGAGCAGCCAGAGAUGUCAGUCUGCAUGGAGCAGCCAGAGAUGUCAGUCUGCAUGGAGCAGCCAGAGAUGUCAGUCUGCAUGGAGCAGUCAGAGUUGUCAGUCUGCAUGAAGCAGCCAGAGAUGUCAGUCUGCAUGAAGCAGCCAGAGCUGUCAGUCUGCAAGGAGCUGCCAGUCUGCAAGGAGCUGCCAGUCUGCAAAGAGCUGCCAGUCUGCAAAGACCUGUCAGUCUGCAAGGAGCUGUCAGUCUGUAAGGAGCUGUCAGUCUGCAAGGAGCUGCCAGUCUGUAAGAAGCCGCCAGAGCUGUCAGACCACAUGGAGCAGCCAGAGCUGUCAGUCUGCAAGGAGCAGCCAGUCUGCAAGGAGCCGCCAGUCUGCAAGGAGCUGUCAGUCUACAUGGAGCAGCCAGAGAUGUCAGUCUGCAUGAAGCAGCCAGAGAUGUCAGUCUGCAUGGAGCAGCCAGAGUUGUCAGUCUGCAUGAAGCAGCCAGAGAUGUCAGUCUGCAUGAAGCAGCCAGAGCUGUCAGUCUGCAAGGAGCUGUCAGUCUGCAAGGAGCUGCCAGUCUGCAAGGAGCUGUCAGUCUGCAAGGAGCUGUCAGUCUGCAAGGAGCUGCCAGUCUGUAAGAAGCCGCCAGAGCUGUCAGGCCACAUGGAGCAGCCAGAGAUGUCAGUCUGCAUGGAUCAGCCAGAGAUGUCAGUCUGCAUGGAGCAGCCAGAGCUGUCAGUCUGCAUGAAGCAGCCAGAGCUGUCAGUCUGCAUGAAGCAGCCAGAGCUGUCAGUCUGCAAGGAGCUGUCAGUCUGCAAGGAGCUGCCAGUCUGCAAGGAGCCUCCAGUCUGCAAGGAGCUGUCAGUCUACAUGGAGCAGCCAGAGAUGUCAGUCUGCAUGGAGCAGCCAGAGUUGUCAGUCUGCAUGAAGCAGCCAGAGAUGUCAGUCUGCAUGGAGCAGCCAGAGCUGUCAGUCUGCAUGAAGCAGCCAGAGCUGUCAGUCUGCAUGAAGCAGCCAGAGCUGUCAGUCUGCAAGGAGCUGUCAGUCUGCAAGGAGCUGCCAGUCUGCAAGGAGCCUCCAGUCUGCAAGGAGCUGUCAGUCUACAUGGAGCAGCCAGAGAUGUCAGUCUGCAUGGAGCAGCCAGAGAUGUCAGUCUGCAUGGAGCAGCCAGAGUUGUCAGUCUGCAUGAAGCAGCCAGAGAUGUCAGUCUGCAUGAAGCAGCCAGAGCUGUCAGUCUGCAAGGAGCUGCCAGUCUGCAAGGAGCUGCCAGUCUGCAAGGACCUGUCAGUCUGCAAGGAGCUGCCAGUCUGCAAGGAGCUGUCAGUCUGCAAGGAGCUGUCAGUCUGCAAGGAGCUGCCAGUCUGCAAGGAGCUGCCAGUCUGCAAGGAGCUGUCAGUCUGUAAGGAGCUGUCAGUCUGCAAGGAGCUGCCAGUCUGUAAGGAGCCGCCAGUCAGCGUGGAGCAGCCAGAGCCGACAGUCAGCAUGGAGCAGCCAGAUCUUUCAGUCUGCCCAGCGCCACCAGUGCCGCCAGUCUGCCCAGCGCCGCCAGUCUGCCCAGCGCCGCCAGUAUGCCCAGCGCCGCCAGUCUGCCCAGCGCCGCCAGUCUGCCCAGCGCCGCCCACGCCGCCAGUCUGCCUUGCGCCGCCAGUCUGCCCUGCGCCGCCAGUCUGCCCAGCGCCGCCAGUGCCCCCAGUCUGCCCAGCGCCGCCAGAGCCCCCAGUCUGCCCAGCGUCGCCAGUGCCCCCAGUCUGCCCAGCGCCGCCAGUGCCCCCAGUCUGCCCAGCGCCGCCAGUGCCCCCAGUCUGCCCAGCGCCGCCAGUGCCCCCAGUCUGCCCAGCGCCGCCAGUGCCACCAGUCUGCCCAGCGCCGCCAGAACUGCCAGUCGGCCAGGAUCUGCCAGUCGGCCAGGAUCUGCCAGUCGGCCAGGAUCUGCCAGUCAGCCUGGAUCCGCCAGUCAGCCAGGAUCCGCCAGUCUGCCAGGGUCAGCCAGGACCCGCCAGAACUGCCAGUCGGCCAGGAUCCACCAGUCGGCCAGGAUCCGCCAGUCGGCCAGGAUCCGCCAGUCUGCCAGGAUCCGCCAGUCUGCCAGGAUUCGACAGAACUGCCAGUCAGCCAGGAUCUGCCAGUCAGCCAGGAUCCGCCAGUCAGCCAGGAUCCGCCAGUCAGCCAGGAUCCGCCAGUCAGCCAGGAUCCGCCAGUCAGCCAGGAUCUGCCAGAUCCGCUAGUCAGCCAGGAUCCGCCAGUCAACCAGGAUCUGCCGGAACCACCAGCCAGCCAGGAUCUGGUAGAUCCAUCAACCUGCCUGAGCUUCCUCUCACUCCUGAGCUUCCUCUCACUUCUGAGCUUCCUCUCACUCCAGAGCUUCCUCUCACUCCAGAGCUUCCUCUCACUCCUGAGCUUCCUCUCACUCCAGAGCUUCCUCUCACUCCUGAGCUUCCUCUCACUCCUGAGCUUCCUCUCACUCCCUAGCUUUCUCUCACUCCCGAGCUUUCUCUCACUCCCGAGCUUUCUCUCACUCCCGAGCUUUCUCUCACUCCCGAGCUUCCCCUCAGUCCCGAGCUGCCUCAGUCCCGAGCUGUCCUUCAGUCCCGAUCUGCUCCUCAGUCCAGUGGGGUUCUGGGUGAGGACUACUAGGCCAUGGUCGGCGGCGAGGGUGGACUAUCCAGGGACGCGAGGAGAGGGGACAAAGACAUUCACUGAGUGGGGUCCACGCCCCCACCGGAGCCGCCACCAUGGACAGACGCCCACCCGGACCCUCCCUAUUGUUUUGAGGUGCGUUCGGGAGUCCGCACCUUAGGGGGGGGGGGUUCUGUCACGCCCUGGUCGAAGUAUUUUGUGUUUAUCUUUAUGUAUUGGGUCAGGCCAGGGUGUGGCAUGGGGUUUUUGUAUUGUGGUGUGUUUUGUCUUGGGGUUUUGGUGUGUAUAUAUUGGGAUUGUAGCUAGUGGGGUGAUCUAGCAUAGUCUAUGGCUGUCUGGAGUGGUUCUCAAUCAGAGGCAGGUGUUUAUCGUUGUCUCUGAUUGGGAACCAUAUUCUUUGAGUUUGUCGUGGGUGAUUGUCCUUAGUGUCCUUGUUCCUGUCUGUGUUAGUUUUCACUAGUAUAGGCUGUUUCGGUUUUCGUUACGUUCUUUGUUUUGUAGUGUUUGUGUUUUAGAUUCGUGUUACGUUUUUGUUCAUUAAACAUGGAUCGCAAUCUACACGCUGCAGUUUGGUCCGACUCUCCUUCACCACACCUAGAAAACCGUUACACUCACGCCCUUCCAUAGACUUACACAGUAAUUAUGACAAAUUCCGGAGGACGUCCUCCAGCCUAUCAGAGCUCUUUCAGCAUGAACUUAGAUGUUGUCUACCCAAUUAAGGAUCAGAGAAUGAUCUAGUACUGAAAGCAUAAUCUACAGCUAGUACUGCAGUGUAUAACGUGGUGAGUAGUUGACUCAGAGAGAAAGACAAUAGUUUAACAUUUUUUUAUAAAUUCAUUUCUUCCAAAAUGAAGGAGAAGCAAGAGAGAAAUAGAAUUGUCAUUUUUUUUCUCAGUUUCACUUACUUAGCUAGCUAAUGCAACUAGCUAGUUUAGCCUACUGAAACACCCCGCUCAAACAGAGGGAUGCUAUGUUAGCUAGCUGACCAACACAACACUGGAACUCUUCCAAGUCAAGGUAAGCUUUUUGUAUUACUAAUUUCUUGCCACAGGGGCCCACCGAAAUAACUGCUUACUGACUGUACAUUGUAACGUUACUGCAUGAUUGUAGCGGGUUUACUAACGCAUUAGUUCUAUUAGCUAUGUUACUUUACCUAAUAUGGUGACAACGAUAUAGGCUGUGUGUAGCGGUUUGGCUUGGAAAUAAUUUUUCGCCUGGUCACAUACAGCUGAUGUGUUGUGCAUUGAAGUCCACAAGCGAAGAGAAGAGGUGAGAGGAGGAGAGCGCAUAGAUGCGACAAGGAAUACAAAAUGGCUGCUAUGAAAGUUAACUGUGUUUACGCGUGCUCAGGGGCUCAGGGGUGUAUUCAUUCCCCCGAUUCUGUUGAAAAACGUUUCUUAAACGGAAGCAAAUGGAAUUAAACGGUGAUAAACAUACCUGAAUUUGUGCAAUAGAAACUCUUGUCUGCAACUGUUGGACAAAUGAUUACACCCUAUAUCACCUAUAUGCAGGUUAGAGUGUGUAAGGCAGUAUUAAAUGUCACUGUCUUUCCAUGUGUCACCGUCUGUGUCCUCAAAUGUGUCUCUCGACCUGUGUGCACCUAUAUUGUAAACUUUAAUUCAUAGGCUUGGUUGUAGAAACCUUAUGAUGGGUAUAGGGAAACAUUUUGUAUAAUGUAGUAUCCUAAACCUAAUCGCUGUUACAUUGAAUGGGGUGAAUGGAAUAUGAAUAAGAUUCAUCCAAUGUGCUGAAAUAGAAAAAAGGCCACGAUAAUGAGGGGAAAAAGCGUCCUCCCUCAGCUUAAACGGCACUGACCACCACUGUUUCCACCACAGCAGUUAGGUUUACUGUACUGUAAACAAAGGGUUGUUCUGUGUUUGCAAAGCAAGGUGUGUCCUGUUUAAAUGAGCUGUUUGUGUGUGGUGAAACAUGGGCCCAUAUACCCAGUACACACUACACAGACAUUAAAGCACUAGCUGCAAAUUAUCUGUAAAUAAUUUUUAGAAGCAUGGUCAGAACUUAGACAUCAGAGUUACCGACUGCACUGUCUUCAUGUAGCCUUCACUCAAUGACCCUCAAAGACGGAUUUAGUUGGAUUUGCCAUGUAAGCAGCAUCCCAGUCUUUACAACAGUUUGUGUGUGUGAGGCAUUUCAAACCAAACAUCUCCUCAGAAGUUUGUGUAUACAGUAUCUCUCAAUGUCUAGUUAUGGAUUUCCUUCAGCUAGACUGUGAAAGAUAAUCCAAUCCUUUCCUGUUUGUUCUCUCCAUGGCUGUCUGCUCUGUCAUCUCCAGCCACAGACCAUAUUUGUUUGUAGUCUCCCAGGACUGUUUUCAUGAGUAGCUGGCCAGCGCAUGCAAUAUUUGGUCCUGGGUUGUGGGUUCCGAGAUUAAUUUGUUUGUGAUGUCCUCCUCAGCUGAGCCCAGCAGCCGCCAGCAGACCAACCUGGUCACACCAUCACUAUCAGUUUUAGUUUUCACAGUAAGCACACGGAAAUGUCUCCUACUUGAUUAAAUUGUUUGUAUCAUGGUAAACAUUUGAUUUCAGAUACAGCCUGUUUGUGGCAUAUGGCGAUAUCCUUACUAUUACUAGAAAAUAUAAUUUGUUUGCCUUUUGGUUACUAUGGGAAAGGGUGGGGAACGGAGGUGUCUUUUUCUCAAUAAUACCUUCUAAAUCCUGCAUGUGGAAAUCUCUCUCCCAUUCUCAGAUUAAUCCUAAACCCACACAUAUAUUAAAUUUCAUCGUCUACAGGGAUUGUUCCAGGAAAAAUAAUCUCAAAUUCUUAAUCUCUUCUCAAUCAUGUAGGAUGUGUAUUUGGAUCAUGAGAGAAAUGUAAAAGUCAUGGAGAAAAGUUUAUAUUAGAAAAUAGAAAUUAAGAAAGGCUGAUGUGUUGGAUGUAGUACUCAAAUAUACGGAAUGAUAAAAAAAUAUAUAAAAAUGAUUCUCAACCAAGUUUUCAGAGCCUGCAAACACGUGUGAAAUACCAAGAUAAACAUGACCAGCUUGAGUAUCAAAUUGAAAGGUUGAGAUGUUUUGGUUUGUCGAUUUAUGUUGAACCCGAACAAACCCAUGAUGAGUUGUCCUCUGACGGUAUCUUGGCCAAUCAAGUGUUUAAUGUCUAAAUAUGGUCAUCUGAUGUCAAUCCCUUUGUUUUAGCAGAUAUACGUUUUAGCUGUCGCUGUCCCCCUUUACCCUUUCUGGAGAAAAUAUCAAAAUCUUUCAAUCUCAUGCGAUGUGCUCAUGCACUGAUGUCUGUAUCAAAUGUAUGCCUUUUGUAGAGAAUGUACCUCAAAGCAGAGUUCCUCAGUAAAGGGGAUGCUGUGGCUAUAUUAUUAGCAUGCACAUUAGUUCAGUUUAUACCCUAAAAAGGAACAUCCUUCCUUCAGAAUUGAAUAUAAAUGUAAUAAAUGUGUCUACUGUGCCUUGCUAACUGCCCAAAGCAAAGCACAUCAUGCAUUUUGUCUCAAAGUGCUAUUUCCAUGGCACUUCAACAGCUACAGUCCCUUCAGAAAGUAUUCACACCUGUCAUGUGUGCUCCCUUUCUGGCCUCUAGGUCACCUGGCUGCUUGUUAUGGUGCACCCUGUCACCAUGGUUACGCACAUAGUGACACUCACCUGGACUCCAUCACUGCCUUGAUUAUCUUCCCUAUAUAUGUCACUCCCUUUGGUUUCUUCCCCAGUCGUCAUUGUUUCUGUUUCAUGUCUGUGCUUGUUCAUGUUUCUUGUUUUGUAUUAUGUUUUGUUUAUUGAUUAAAUCACUCACUCCUUGACAGUAGUGGAGUGGGUAGUAAGUUUUAAGUUCCUCGGUGUACACAUCACGGACAAACUGAAUUGGUCCACCCACACAGACAGCGUUGUGAAGAAGGCGCAGCAGCGCCUCUUCAACCUCAGGAGGCUGAAGAAAUUCGGCUUGUCACCAAAAGCACUCACAAACUUCUACAGAUGCACAAUCGAGAGCAUCCUGUCGGGCUGUAUCACCGCCUGGUACUGCAACUGCUCCGCCCACAACCGUAAGGCUCUCCAGAGGGUAAACUACCUGGGGCAAACGACCUGCCCUCCAGGACACCUACACCACCCGAUGUCACAGGAAGGCCAUAAUGAUCAUCAAGGACAACAACCACCCGAGCCACUGCCUGUUCACCCCACUAUCAUCCAGAAAGCGAGGUCAGUACAGGUGCAUCAAAGCAGGGACCGAGAGGCUGAAAAACAGCUUUUAUCUCAAGGCCAUCAGACUGUUAAACAGCCACCACUAACAUUGAGUGGCUGCUGCCAACAUACUGACUCAACUCCAGCCACUUUAAUAAUGGAAAUUGAUGUAAAAAUGUAUCACUAGCCACUUUAAACAAUGCCACUUAAUAUAAUGUUUACAUACCCGACAUUACUCAUCUCAUAUGUAUAUGUAUAUACUGUACUCAUUUAAACUGCUGCGUCUUGCCUCAUCUACUGCAUCUUGCCAUCUUUAUGUAAUACAUGUAUCACUAGCCACUUUAAACUAUCCCACUAUGUUUAUAUAUCCUACAUUACUCAUCUCAUAUGUAUAUACUGUACUCUAUACCAUCUACUGCAUCUUGCCUAUGCCGUUCUGUAUCAUCACUCAUUCAUAUAUCUUUAUGUACAUAUUCUUUAUCCCUUUACACUUGUGUGUAUAAGGUAGUAGUUGUGGAAUUGUUAGGUCAGAUUACUCGUUGGUUAUUACUGCAUUGUCGGAACUGCUAAAUGGCAUAUAUACAUACAUAUAUAUAUAUAUAUUAUAUAUAUUAACUAGAAGCACAAGCAUUUUGCUACGCUCGCAUUAACAUCUGCUAACCAUGUGUAUGUGACAAAUAAAAUUU
Oncorhynchus keta (chum salmon) is the source of this 10751-nucleotide messenger RNA. Its product is annotated as histone-lysine N-methyltransferase 2D-like. Bases 2108 to 5752 code for a protein of 1214 amino acids. Lineage: Eukaryota; Metazoa; Chordata; Actinopteri; Salmoniformes; Salmonidae. The record is from RefSeq and is a predicted model, not a curated record. The transcript is spliced from 2 exons.